Molecule: messenger RNA, 2573 nt
Organism: Ectocarpus sp. CCAP 1310/34
Lineage: Eukaryota; Phaeophyceae; Ectocarpales; Ectocarpaceae
Source: the annotation of a GenBank genome assembly
GCCCCACACCUUCACAUACUUUCUCUCUUCCCUGAUUCGUCACCCCUCUCUCAGUCCCCACCAACUCUCUCACCCUCUCCCAACCAUGUCCGGAAACAAGGAGUCUAUCAUCCAGGUUGGGUGCGGUGUUGUCGGCGGGGCUUACGCGAAGGCGUACAAGCACCACGGCUUCGAGGUGCGCGGCUUUGAUGUCGUGCCUGCCAUCAUCGAGAAGAUGAACGAGGCUGGCAUCCCCUGCUGCCACCCGGACAACUGCCCCGACGACCUUAACCCCGAGAUCGUCCUCCUGUCGGUACCCACCCCGCUCAUUAAGGAGACCCAGCGCCUCGACAUGAAGUACGUCUGGUCGACCUUGCCCCUUGUGGUGAAGCUCAUCGAGCAGUCGACGGGCAGCACCCCGAUCUUCGUGAUCCGAUCCACUGUGCCCCCCGGCAUGACUAAGAAGUGGAUGGCGGCCGUCAAGGAGAAGACCGACAAGCCGUUCCACGUGGCCUUCCAGCCGGAGUUCCUCCGCGCCGUCUCUUGUGAGGAGGACGCACGGGCGCCAUGGCAGGUGGUGUUCGGCUACAUGCCCGGAGAGGAGGACGUGAAGGCCCGCAUGGCCAACGCGUUCCUCGAAUUCGUCGGCCGGGACGAGUCCAAGCUCACCGUGCUGAACAUCGCGGAGGCCGAGUUCAUGAAGCUCGUGCACAACUACGCGAACGGGCUCAAGAUCUCCUUCGCCAACUGCAUCUACGGCCUCGCCAACGAGCUCGACCCCACGAUCGACGCUCAAAAGGUUCUCUACCUGGUGUCCUCCACCGCGGAGUGCUUCCUCAGCCGCAAGUACGGCCUCCGCGUGGGGGCGCCGUACGGCGGCGUGUGCUUGCCCAAGGACGUGCCGGAGCUCACCAGCCUCGCGCCAGAGGGCUCCGUGUUCAGGGAGUUCCUGUCGGGGACCGGCAAGAUCAACGAGUGGAUCUCGAGCCCUGAGGCCAAGAACAUGCGGGUGGAGCUUGACGAGAGCCCCAACUGGGUGUCCCCCGACGCCCUCACCACCUAAUUGUGAUAAUUGGUUGGGAUAGUGUUGGUUCGAGUUGUGUGGGCGUGCUCUCUUUUGAGCUUGAUUUGUAGUGUCGAAGGCGGAGAUGGUGGAGCAUAAACGCCACUCCCAUUAGUGACUGCCAUCACACGUAAUCGUUGUCUGUUGUGGUGAGGAAGCGGAACGUUGUUGUCUGUUGGAGUGGCGGCAGUUAGUGCUGUACCAACACCUCUCGGUUGGAUUUUUCCCCUUGUAGUCAUGAAGGAUCGGUUGACCCUCCUGUUGUGUCGGCGGGCUCUGUAUUUUGUUGCGUUCUGAGCUGCCGAACAGCCGGCUAGAUCUGAGCGCUGGACGCGGGCGUCGUUCUCCUGGCGAAAAUGUGUGGUCUUGUGUGAGAGAAACAUUCAAUUUCUUCGAUUGUCGUUGUACUGCUGUAUUAGUGUCUUUGUCCUGUCUGUCUCCCUCUACACGUUUUCUGCACCUCGAAUUGCGCUCUCUGUUCACUCCCGGCUUCGCUUCCAUGUGGAAGGCAUUCCGCUUUCUUAUUCAGGGUGCGAUUUAUGAAGAACCGCGAUUGAUGCUGAUGGUCGUUCAUGGCUUUAAUGAUUUCCUAGUGUUUUUUUUAUGAACAAAGGGUAUGAAGUGCUUUUAGCAAAGAGAAUUAGCUGAUCGGUGUUGGUGAGAGGUAAGAAGAUCAUCCACCUUUUGAUGUGGUUUUAUCGUAACUCAACUUCUGGUUGGAAGGGUGUGGGAUGUGAAAGGGGGCCGUGACGUGACGGCUUGCGUGGUGUGUCUUUCGUCCGGCCCUUGGGCCCCGUCGUUAUCAUAGCAGACGAGAUGCGGAAGUCCGCGACGCACAGGCGUCGAGCUUGUCAAAAGCUUGAACCAAAGCCCGUCAUGGCGGCAACCCGUCCUCGUGCGCACGUGACAUGGCUCUCACCGUUUGUUGCAAAGGGGUGUCGGCUACAUAGUUGUAGCUCAUGGUGUUCUGAGUACUCGGGGUUGACUGUAAUAUACGCUCGUGUCGAAAAUUUGGUGUCACGAAGGAAAAUGAAUGUUGAGGGAUGGACGCUUUCAUACCUUGGCACGACGACUGACUGCACACUUCUUGAUACCGUCAAGUGAGUCGUCAGUUUUGCGUAAUGGCCACUCUCCGUCGUCGGCAAAAAAAGUGAAAAGUACUCGUUUCGUCGCGCUUCUUACAUCGUGGGCCCGCCCACACGGUCGUGUGACAUGCAUACACUGGUGGUUCGUUAUCUGGCCUCUCUUUUGUGUGUGCCUGGUGGCGGCGAUGAGAACGGAGACCAACUUCCACGAGUUGGCGUGUUUCUUCACGACCCAAUCGUUCCUGCUGUGUGGGUGAAGGACUCUUUUAUUAUCGGGGAGUGGUCGAGGCCUGGCGAGCCCGAACUUAACAUACAUUGUACGAUGCCGUCUCGAACGGGAAAAAAAGCUUUCGACACACCUUCCGACAUGCUGUAUGUAGUACGGCUACUAACAAUUGAAGUGAGUGCCCAGACUUGAAAUGAAAUCAAAUUUAGACUUGUCAUCU